AUGGGAACCCCUGAAAAACCAGUUCAAGUGAAAGUAUUUGUUGACAAAAAGAAGAAAAAGGUGAUCUUUGCAGAAGCAGCAGAAGACUUUGUGGACUUACUCUUUAGUUUUUUCACUUUUCCCCUGGGAACAAUUGCAAAGCUCUCAAGAAAGCAUGCGGACUCAAAGGAUGUUAAAGUUGGAAGCUUGACUUCUCUUUAUGAAAGUGUUGUGAGUUUAAAUGAAAAACAUUUCUCUUGUUACAAGGAUUGGUUAGUUAAUCCAAGAAAUUCAUCUGCUUCUGUUUGCCAGAAGCUUAAAAUAAAUCCAGAUGACAUGAAGCCCAUUGCCUCUAAUGUCGCUGGUUGUCAGGAUUAUUAUCCGGUGAUCGUAAGAAGCAUGGCUAAUUUCAUCAUUACUGAUGACCUCACUGUUUUACCUGUCAUGUUUGAUACAAGUAUAAAACUUCUUAAGUCUCAUGGUAUUGAAAACAUUAAUUUGCUAGAAGAGAGAACAAUGUAUUUUGGUGUGGAAGAGUUCCUUAAUCUACUCAAGUGGUCAUUGUUGACGAAUAAUACUUUGACAAAUCUGGUGUUUGAGGGAGCUUCCUAA
Lactuca sativa (garden lettuce) is the source of this 591-nucleotide messenger RNA. NCBI's taxonomy places the organism in Eukaryota, Viridiplantae, Streptophyta, Magnoliopsida, Asterales, Asteraceae. The record is from RefSeq and is a predicted model, not a curated record.